Molecule: messenger RNA, 264 nt
Organism: Colletotrichum lupini
Lineage: Eukaryota; Fungi; Ascomycota; Sordariomycetes; Glomerellales; Glomerellaceae
Exons: 3
Coding region: 1-264 (87 amino acids)
Source: RefSeq, a predicted model, not a curated record
AUGGAGAAACGCGGGCUGCACAGGGGAAUCACCGUUGCGUCGUUCAAAGGUUCUAUUCUCGGGCCUCUCUCCUCUGCUAAGCGCAGCAAGGGCAGGCUGCGUGCGAUGUUCCUCUGCACUCUGGUAUUACGGAGUACUGCACAAUUGUUCGACGAAGCGCCGACCUUCAGAGACUCCUUGUUGCAAGUCCACGGGUCGAUUAGCCCCAAAAUUGAGCCUCAACGAACCAUCGCUACUCCAUUGGACGAUGACGAUGGGACAUAA